Messenger RNA from Leptopilina boulardi, 491 nucleotides. Its product is annotated as mitochondrial import inner membrane translocase subunit Tim9-like. The coding region runs from base 9 to 368 and encodes 119 amino acids. The record is from RefSeq and is a predicted model, not a curated record. Gene Ontology annotation, cellular component: mitochondrial intermembrane space chaperone complex. NCBI's taxonomy places the organism in Eukaryota, Metazoa, Arthropoda, Insecta, Hymenoptera, Figitidae. The transcript has 3 exons.
UUAAGGUUAUGUUAAUUUUAAUGUUCAAUUCAUAUAUUUCUAAACACGUGUUUUGCUUACCGAGACAAAAUUUUUAUAAAACAUUACAGAAUAUGAGUAGUCCGGAAAUUAGAAAUUUCAGGGAUUUUCUGCUUCUGUAUAAUCAAAUUUCUGAAACGUGUUUUAAUCAUUGUACAAAUACAUUCCUUACUAGAGAGAUAUCACCAAAUGAGGAUGUUUGUGUAAAUAAUUGUGCUCAGAAAUUUGUGAAUACCAAUCACAGAGUUAUGGAAGUUUACUCGGAAAUUUUGCCAAUUUUUACCAAAAAAAUGAUGGAAGCAAAUGCAGCGCAAGUAGCGGCAGCUGUUGAAAAAUCGGAAACUCAAUGAAAUUUUUAUUUCCUGUAAAUAUUAUUAUACUAUUUAUUGACGAAAUAAUGCCUAUAAUAGUUUAUAAUUAACUACUAAUUUUGUGUAAUUGUGAUUUUAGAUAAUUAAAUUUUUAAAUUUAAA